Messenger RNA from Phyllostomus hastatus (greater spear-nosed bat), 968 nucleotides. RefSeq lists its product as uncharacterized. The coding region runs from base 215 to 889 and encodes 224 amino acids. NCBI's taxonomy places the organism in Eukaryota, Metazoa, Chordata, Mammalia, Chiroptera, Phyllostomidae. The record is from RefSeq and is a predicted model, not a curated record. The transcript is spliced from 5 exons.
UCUAUGUCCUUCCCGCUACGGUUGAGGGGCUUUGGCUACCUCCUCCACAGCAAAAAGAGCCUUGGGCCUCAAACAUAUCCCGAGACACUGAUUAAAUGUGACGUUUCCUAUCCGUCACCAUCCUAUUUAAAGUACUAACCUUGCAAAAUUUAAGCUAUCCUGUUCUUAUGACGUUAUAGUUUGUCUUCUUUACGGAUUCAUUUCCUUGCGCGCCAUGUGCUUACAUCCUCCUCAAGCCCCACCCAGAACAGCGCUUCCUAAACUUAGCUGCAGCCUACAUCAUUGCAAAUCAUUAAGCAAGCCUUGUCUGAAUAUGAUGAACGGGUUCCUGCAGAGAACAAGAGCAGUCAGUCCUGACCUGGAUCCUUACAUCAUAUCCACUCCUGAGCCUCAGUCUCUUCGUCUUUAUUAUUUGUUUUUUAACGAGUCCUUGUCAUUUGGAACUGUUCUAUUUAUCCCCUCCUUCUACCUUUCUCUCAUUGAAUGCCAGUGUCCCUUCACAAUCAUUGGGGCAGUUGGAAAAGACCCCAUACGUAGGCACAUUCUUCCCCAGGAUGUAGUUCCUGACGCUCCAACCCAGGACCAUUGGGAACCCAUCUGGGGAAGAAGAAAAUCUGGAUUCAAGAGAAGAAUUGUCCAAGACAUACCAGAGCCAGCCAAGACUUUUGUGUUUGGUCAUUUCCUCUGCCAGCCACCAAAGAUGCCCUUGAAAGAGGAAGCUACAGAUUGCCCCACCAAGACAAAAAGGAGAAAGAAGGAAGAGGUGGGCCUGGGAACAGGGGAGGGUGACGUGACCUUGUGGAUGACGAAGAAAGGGAUCAGGGACUGGAUUCUUAUUGACCUUCUAGCUGUGCGGUCGAUUCCUCUGCACCUCCGUUCCCUCGCCUGAACAACGAGGGCACAGUAAAAGAGAGGGGAAGGAAGAAGGAGAGGAAGAGAAACAUCCACGUGUGGUUGCCUCUCAUGCA